CUUGCUGGGGUUAUCACUCAUACCUUUCCAGCGGACUGUGUUUCUGUCGAAUGAGAAGAACAUCUUGCACCAUGGAUGGAUUCUACCUUCUCUAUCUGCUCAUGAUCCUCCUGGUGAGAUCUGGUGAUGUUGAAACCAACCCUGGACCAGACAGGAUUGUCAGUGAAAAGGAAUUCUUAAAGCUGUCCAAGCAAAUUGAACCAAGCCACUACAAAGAGGUGGGCAUUAACCUGGACAUCUCCAUUGCAGAGCUUGGUCAAAUCGAGAAAGAGAGCCAAAAUACCAGUGAUGCAUUGAUGACAGUCUUCACAAGAUGGAGAGACAAACAGCCUCCAGGCACAGACAUCAGGGCUCUUCUAGCAGGGGAAUUAGAAAGAAGUGGCUUAGGGUCCCUCUCCGGCAAACUUCUCGCUGGCAGUCUAGUCCUGAAGCAAACAGGUGCACCUGUUAUAAGGCCAGGAUCACCAACCCAAUCACUUUCUCCUGACCUGAUCAAGAGAUGUGCAGAUGAUUUCAAAUUCAAGUACCGGACAACUUUCUGUAAGAUCAGAGAUGACCCUCUCGACCCUGAUUCCAUUGUACCAUUAAAAGACAUGUACACAAACCUUGUCCUGAAAGAGGAAUAUCGAAAAAACUGCAAGCGGGAACUUGAGUACAGUGAUCUCUUUAAACUCGAAGUCAAUGGAGAGUUCCCCAAGCGGAUCAUGGUUCAGGGAGAGGCUGGGGCUGGAAAGACAACAUUCUGUUCUAAGAUUGCCUGGGACUGGAUAAAUGACAGUCUUGCUCUCCAAAAGUUUGUGUGGGUACUUGUUGUCCCUUUUCGUGAAGCCAAACAAUACACGAUCGGUGAGAUUGCCAAGUCAUAUCUCUCCAAGGACAACCCAGCAACAGCCAGCCAGAUCACUGAGUACAUCCGGUCAAAUCCAACUAAAGUAUUCAUCGCGUUUGAUGGAUUAGAUGAGUUUAAGGGCAAGGUUGUACAGGAGGGGGAAGCUGGUUCAAAGUCAGAAUGUCACCAGCCAAAGCCUGCUGAUCAAACCAAGGCAAGAUCAGAGUACAAGAAGAACAAGAAUAAGCGGCAAAAGUUGAUGCAGCCAAAGUCAUCAAGUGCCACUUCGCAGCCAAGAGUCACCAGUGCAGAGGCAAGUAGAAGUUCUUCAGAGAGAGGUGACAUUGCACUUACAGACAUUCUGCGUUCAGAUGAACUUGCCACUUGCCCGGUGUUGGUGACAAGUCGCCCAUGGAAGGUCACAGAGAUAAGAGAUAAUGAUAUUCUGAGGAACCUGUACACUUUCAUUCAUGUGGAAGGUUUUAGCAAGAAUAGUGUGGAGGGUUACAUUCACAAGUACUUUCCAGAAGAUGUGGCCAAAGCAGAUCAGCUUAUCCAAUUAACCAAGGACAAUGACAUCAUCUCUGAGAAUAUGGCCCAGUAUCCCAUCUACAUAGCUAUGCUCUGUCUUAUGUGGAGAAAAGUUAGUGACGUAAAAUUGGAAAAAUUGAAGUCAUUUCAAACCUUUUCUCAAAUAUUUGAUGAAAUGUUCGAAUUCUUGAAGGUGCAUUAUGCUCAGAAAGAGAUCACAGAUUUAGACAGCCAAGAUUUCCAAGCCUUUCGCUGUCGAAUUGAGAAGUUCAUGGAACCAGUUGCCAAAGUUGCAUUCAUUGGGCUACAAGAAAAAACUCUUAUUUUUAAAGAAGAGGAUUUUGAACAGUGCUCAGACUCCAUUGAAACAGCUUGCAGAGUGGGGGUGUUGUCUAAGGAGAAAAAAUUGUCAUCUAUACAUGAUAAAAGCAGUCCGUUCCUGCAGUCUACUUUCUUCUUUCCACACAAACUCUUUCAGGAGUACAUGGCUGCGGUCCAUCUUGCUUCCCUGUAUGAAUUAGAUCACAAUGAAUUCAACAGGCUGAUUGAGCAAGUAGUGUUGCCUAGGAGCGGAGAGUUUAGGCAUCUCCUGUACUUCACUGUAUCACGGGACAAAACCAUUGCACACCAUGUCAUGAAAUGCAUGGUACAGGGUGACAUCCAAAACAGCUGGGAUGUGGAUUUGUUGGUUGAUGUAUCCUUUGAGAGUCAGGACCUAGAUACUGCAGCCUUGGCGAGGGGUGGAAUGUCGUAUCUGGAAAUACACCCAUCCGUGACAGCACACACCAUAGCAGGUUUUAUAUUCACCGGACUAGGUGUACACAGAGAUGCGAUCGAUCAAUGGGUAGAUGGACACUUUGGACCAAUUAUAUCACGUGAUGUGGCAGAGAUUAUAUGCUCUGUGCCCUCUCUAAAGGAUGUUACACUAGACGUUGCCUCCUUCCACAGUGAUUUCUUUGAAGUUCUUGCUAAAGAAGGAAAUAAGUCCAAGGUCCAGACUUUCUGGCUUGAUGAUGUUUGGUGUCCAACAUCAGCCUCUUCACAUUACCUAAUAGAUGCUUUGUGUUCCAUGCCAAACCUGACUGACCUGAUACUACAUGGAAAGGAGUUCGAGGAGGAGUUAUAUUCUGCACUGAAUGCAAAGGCGUCAACCUUACAGGAUUCUUUUCCUCAAAUCAGUAAUGGAAAUUUCAGGUUCAAUAGAGUUCCCCAAGCGGAUUUUGAUUCAUUCCUGCAGUCACUCAAUGACUUAAGACGGGAGGAUACUUCUGAUCUCUCAGAAGAGGAAGAUAGCAUCUCAGAUUCAGACGAGGAGGAUGACCUAUGAUGGACAUCACAGCCAUCAGAAUACCUUCAACCAUCAAGAUCGCAUAGCUGGAUUAUGUGCUGCUCGAUCGUAUAGAACUAUCUCCAAGAGGGUUCUACGACACUUGCUACUGUGACAGUCUUUCUGCGUCGGCUUCCUACACUAACCAAAAUUCCAGCUUCAACCUCAGAAGAGGAGGAUUACGUCUCAGACGAGGAGGAUGACCUAUGAUGGACAUCACAGCCAUCAGAAUACCUUUGAGAGCCACACAAUGGCAGUGCACAACCAUCCAGAUUGCACAGUUUGAUUAUGUGCUGCUGGAUCAUAUAGAACUAUCUCUGAGUCGGUUGUACGACAGUUGUUCCGCGUCGGUUUCCUACACUUACCAAAAUGUUAACUUCAACUUCAGGCCUUACAUAUUACUGUAAACAUAAAAUUAUAAUAUUUAACACUAGAAAUGAAACAGCAAAUUCAAUGAACUUCAUAUCACAACAUAGCAAUGUUAUAUUCAUACACAAUAAAUAUAUCAUAUUACGUGUACCUAACCGUAAACAUUAUUACCUGAACUCAAAAUAAAGUGCGACCAUAACCCUAUAUAUUUCAUAAAGUAUAGCCUGGAUCAUAGGAUCAAAUGUUGACCCUCAUCCAUUUUUCCCCCUCAUCCACAGGAUUCCUUUACAUCUACAAUCAUGCAAAAUUCCAUAUUUACAUCACUUGGUCAAACUAAAAUUUAUAUUAAAACAUUUUACCAAAGCAAAAAUCAAUCAUAUACUGCAUUCAAUUUAUUUUAUAUGACAGAUUAUGACUUUAAACGUAAACACAAUAACAAAAAAAUUGAUGGUCGAAAUAAAAACACUUUUUCAUGAAUUUCUUUUCUCUUAGAUUAGUUUGAUCAAUACAUUUUUCAAUUUCAUGAUAAAAUUAUAUAGCUGACAUAAUAUUGUCAAACAACGUAAACGUUUGUUCCACUGGGCUGAAAACAAUUCUGUUCUUACCACCAUAAUAAGCAGCUGGUCAACCAGUUGUGUUACUCAAUAUCCCAAGGUGUAACGCCUGAUCAUUAGCAAUUCAGAAAAAAAUAGCUGUGAAGGAUGACUUACUGAAAUCUUUUAUUUUUGUCUGCACUCAUAGAAGUAAGUUGCAAGAAUGAAAUUUGAAACUUUGGCCCUGUUUUAUGAAACUUGUUAUCAAUAACAAGUUGCAAUAACUAUUAUGAGCUAUUGAAAUUGUUGCAUUUGAAUGGUUGAGAGCCAAUUUGUCAUAGAAAAUGUGACACUUGUUAUUGGUAGCAAGUUUUAUGAAACAGGACCGAGAGUUCCUUUGAGCUAGUUUGUCUGGAAAUUGGAUUUCGUUACGAUCGAGGGCCCUCUUGCUUCAAAAGUUGCAAUGUCAAACACAACAUUACUCAAAAAGUAAACACAAUUACUAAAUACAUGACCCCAAUUGGUUGAAAAUGUAAUUUUGAUUUCAACUUUUUAUGGAAAAGUCCCCAGAAUGCAAUAUUGACUUUGAGGUUGUUUUGUAAUGUGUUUGUAAUUUUAUUAAGUAUUUAAAUUACCAUGUUGUACUUAAUUGUAUGCAUUUUGGUCAGGCUCACACAAGUUGCGUUUACACAGUUGGGCCCCGAAAGUUUACAUGUACUGGGAAGAAACUCAUUUUACUCAGAUUUUCUCAACUUCAUUCGUUCCUAUCAGGAGUCACUCAUCUCAGAGUAAUUAGUGAUGUAUAUACUAUAUAUAUUAAACAGAGACCAUAUUUGUUUAUCUUCCUGAAGUGCAAAGUUGGUAGGAAUGAGUGAAAUUGUGAUAAUGUAUAUCUGGCCCGACUCUACAUGUAUGUACAUCUACAAUUCAGGGAUUAUUCCAGUACUUGAUUUUUUGUUUGUCUUUUUCUAUUUUUAACUAUCAGUAGAUAUGUACCAAGUUUUGCGUGCCUUAUGAUUUUUUAUAUACUAUAAACAGAGACAAAAUUUGUUGUAUCUUCCUGAAUUGAAAAGUUGGCAGGAAUGAGCGAAACUGUGAUAAUGUUUAUCUGGCCCAACUCUACAAUUAAGGAAUUAUUCCAGUACUUGACAAUAUUUUUUUUUCUUCUCCAUCUUCUUCCAUUUGAACUGUCAGUAGAUGUGUACCAAAGUUUUGUGUGCCUUAUGCUUGACAAGUUGGCAGGAAUGAGUGAAGUUGUGAUAAGGUAUAUCUGGAUCAACUACAUGUAUAUACAUACCACAAUUCAAGGAUUAUUCCAGUACUUAAUAGCAUUGUUGUAUUUUUGUUCUUCCAUUUUAACUAUCAGGCCUAUGAGUAGAUGUGUACCAAGUUUUGUGUGCCUUAUGCUGAAGGCCUGCAUGUAUAUAUGAACAAAGUGGUCAUGUGAUUUGAUAUUAGCCUUGAUGCCAAGAGCUUCUUGUAUAGGAGGGAGAUAUGCAUUGAAAUCCUGAACUCUGUGACAUGUUGAAUUUGUCAAAAUCACCAUUUUUCAAUACAAACUGGCAUACCAGUGUGUGUUUACUGUACGACAUACUUUCUAUCAGUGUGUAAAUCAAUAUUCUUUGAAGGUACAUGAUUUUUAUGAGAAAGAUGUAGCAAUAAAAGAACGUUACUUUCCAAUUUCAAGAAGAAAAUCUGAUCACUGCAGUUUGAAUCAGAUGAUCUUAUAGUUAGCGAGUUUACAGCUUCGUAUUUAUAUGAUAUGCAAAGAAUACCAAAUUAACUGAAAUGGAAAUUUCAUUACAUCUGGAAUAUGUUCAUUAUAUAAUCAUGUUUGUGCAUACCAUGUUUAUGUGUACAGAGUAUGUGCCAAAGAUUAAAGUAUUUUUGUAUUUCUUA
Messenger RNA from Strongylocentrotus purpuratus (purple sea urchin), 5488 nucleotides. RefSeq lists its product as uncharacterized. The transcript is spliced from 7 exons. NCBI's taxonomy places the organism in Eukaryota, Metazoa, Echinodermata, Echinoidea, Camarodonta, Strongylocentrotidae. The record is from RefSeq and is a predicted model, not a curated record. Bases 51 to 2687 code for a protein of 878 amino acids.